UUGGCCAUUUCGAAAAUGCCAUCCAUUCAAGUUGGAAUACUUUUGCUGACCAGCUGCCUGGCUGUAGUACUGCUGCCCGUACAGUCUGCCCCUGGAUACAUCGAUGGAAGGAUCGUUGGAGGUGUGGAUGCCGGCAAGAAUCAAUUCCCUCAUCAGAUCUCACUGAGAAAUGGAGGCUCCCACAGCUGUGGAGGCUCGAUCCUGUCGAGAACCUACAUCCUGACCGCUGCCCAUUGUGUGACCAAUGAGGAUUCAGAUGGAAAGUAUGUGGCCGUUGCAGCGGAGCGUCUUACUGUUCGUUCGGGAAGCAAUGAUCGGUUUAGUGGAGGAAUCCUGAGCCAGGUGGCCGAGGUGAUCUUCCAUGAGAACUAUGGCAACUUUGAGAACGAUAUUGCUUUGCUGCGUCUGGAUACACCGCUGAUUUACUCGGCCAGCAUCCAACCCAUUGCUCUGCCCACUGUUGACACUCCCGUGGAUGCGAAUAUUAUCAUUUCCGGUUGGGGCAGACUUUGGCAUCAAGGAGAUUUGCCGCGUUAUUUGCAAUACAACACCUUGAAGUCUAUUUCCACGGAGCUAUGCGAUGAGCUGAUCGGCUUCGAUUUCCCCGGUGAACUGUGCCUCAUCCACGAGGAGGAUAAUGGAGCCUGCAAUGGUGACUCUGGUGGUCCGGCUAUCUACAAUGGUGAAGUGGUGGGAAUCGCUGGAUUCGUUGUGGGAGGAUGUGGCUCCAAUUAUCCGGAUGGUUAUGCCAGAGUUUACUAUUUUAGAGAGUGGAUUAGGAAGUACGUUCUGGAUAUUUGAAUAUAAUGCAGAGGACUUGAGGUUUUUUUUUGUAGAUUUAAAAACAAGUUAAUAAAUA
Molecule: messenger RNA, 859 nt
Organism: Drosophila serrata
Lineage: Eukaryota; Metazoa; Arthropoda; Insecta; Diptera; Drosophilidae
Gene: Ser6
Product: Serine protease 6
Biological process (GO): proteolysis
Molecular function (GO): serine-type endopeptidase activity
Source: RefSeq, a predicted model, not a curated record